AUGGAGGCUCCUCGAUUCGCGAUUGAAAGACAACGACGGCGAUCGAGACGGACGUGGUUUGCUGUGAGCACCGUUGCAGUUCUGGCCAUACUCGCCAUUGCUGUUCCACUGGCAGUCAUACUGCCUCGAAAAGUACACGGUCCGCCCACUGCUGUGAUUCUGCCGUUGUACUCUUAUCCUCUUGGUGGUGCAUGGGACCCGCUAUUCCGCACUCUUGACAGCUCUCAUGAGCGCCAGUAUACCGUGGUGAUCAAUCCCAAUGAUGGGCCCGGCAAUACAUCUGGACCAGGGGAGGACUACCUCGCAGCUAUUGCACGCUUGAAUGCCUAUGCCAAUGUACGAACGAUUGGCUAUGUCCGCACAAAAUAUGCCAGCAGGAACAUCACGUCCGUAAUGCAAGAUGUUACGACUUAUGCUCACUGGUCUACCAUGGCUGCUAACUUAUCAAUACAUGGUAUCUUCUUCGACGAAGUUCCCUCGGCCUACUCCCUUGACGUGCUCCAAUACUUGAGUACCAUCAACGAUGCUGUGAAGUCGUCGGAGGGCAUUGCAUCGGACAAGCUGAUCGUUCACAACCCUGGCACCGAGCCAGAUGCCCCCCUCGUUUUGAACAGCACGGAUGUAAUUGUCUCAUUCGAAGACUCCUACGACAUAUAUCAGACCAAGCGAGCAAUUUUGAGAAGCCUGCCCUUGGACAGGUCUCGGUAUGCAUUCAUGGUUCACUCUGUACCUCCGUCAGUUGGCUUCAAGAGUUUGACCAGUCAAUUGAGCACUCAUGCGGCAUCAGUAUUUGCGACGAAGUUGAGUCAAAACUUCUACGAGAGCUUCGGGUCGGACUGGUCGGACUUUUGCCAUAGUGUACCGGUGUGA
This is a messenger RNA of Recurvomyces mirabilis, 870 nucleotides long. RefSeq lists its product as uncharacterized. NCBI's taxonomy places the organism in Eukaryota, Fungi, Ascomycota, Dothideomycetes, Mycosphaerellales, Teratosphaeriaceae. Bases 1 to 870 code for a protein of 289 amino acids. The record is from RefSeq and is a predicted model, not a curated record. The transcript is spliced from 3 exons.